AUGGUGCAGAUACCUCAGGAGAAAGAGGCCAGCGAUGGUAGCUGUCAUCGAGUGAUAUAUUCGAAAGAGGAGGAAGAGCAGGUGGUGAGGAAAAUCGACCGGUUUAUCUUGCCGAUGUUGUGUUUGGUCUUCUUCUUUCAGUUUCUCGACAAGCAGGGCUUGAGUUAUGCCUCGGUUUUCGGGCUUCUCGAUGACCUCUCCUUGCAGGGGUCCCAGUACUCCUGGUGCUCCUCGAUCUUCUACCUUGGACAGCUGGUGGCGGAAUAUCCCUUCAUUUAUCUGAUGAGUCGCCUGCCCUUGACGCGAUUUGUUGGAGUCACCAUUAUCAUCUGGGGAGGGAUCUGCAUGUGCCUGGCAGCCACCCAGUCUUUUGCUGACUUUGCCGCCGUACGAUUUCUCCUCGGGGUGAGUGAAGGAGCAGUCGCCCCAGCAUUCGUCACUCUGACCAGUGUCUGGUAUCAAAAGAAUGAACAUGCUUUGCGCGUCGGGAUUUGGAUCACGAUGGAUGGCUUGGCUCAGGUACUUGGCUGUCUGCUCAUGUACGGGAUCGGACGAUCGAGUCCCGGCAGUCUCGCACCCUGGAGGACUUUGUUCCUCAUCUGCGGAGCCAUAACAUGUGGCAUUGGCGGUCUCUUUAUACUCAUCGUUCCUGUUUCGCCCAAGAAAGCAUGGUUCCUCACCCCACGCGAAAAGGAGGUUCUUGAAGCAAGGAUGAUGCUUGAUCGGGACGCCGGCGAUCUAACUCAGUUCUCAGUUGCACAAGUUAAGGAGACAUUGGGAGAUAUCCGGGCGUGGUUCAUGUUCAUUUUCGGAGUCUUGGUCACCAUGCAGGCCCCAGUGAUGACAUUUGCCUCCCUUAUCAUCAAGAACCUGAAUUACACCAGUCUCCAGACUAUGCUGUAUACGGCCCCCUCGGGAGCCGUACAGAUCCUGGCAAUAUGGAUCAGCCUUGCAGGGUGCUAUCUACUCCCUAAUUAUCGGUGCUUGGUUCUGAUGAUGAUGACCAUCCCUCCCCUGGUCGGAAACAUCCUCCUCCUCAAGCUGCCACUCACUGCUGGCUGGGGUUUAAUCGCCUCGUCGUGGCUGGCUUCAUGUCUACCAAACAUCCUGGCUGUUGUGCUGAGCCUCAGCGCCUCAAACGUCAAAGGCAACACCAAGCGUCCCAUGGUCAACGCCUUGUUCUUCAUUGGAUACUGUACCGGGUGUAUUGCAGCUCCUCAACUCUGGAAGCCCAGUGCUGCACCGAGGUUUUUUGAGGGGGUCGUCACGGCCAUUGUCACCUGGUGCCUGCUCUUCGUGGCAUUGAGUCUGUACUGGUACAUCUGUCGGUCGGAAAAUCGCAAACGAGACCAGACCCCGAUUAUUUUCCCGGGGAUCACCUACCAAGCCGGUGAAGAUGUCACCGACAUCCAAGAUACUCAGUUUCGAUAUAGUUACUAG
This is a messenger RNA of Aspergillus japonicus CBS 114.51, 1440 nucleotides long. RefSeq names its product pantothenate transporter. NCBI's taxonomy places the organism in Eukaryota, Fungi, Ascomycota, Eurotiomycetes, Eurotiales, Aspergillaceae. Gene Ontology annotation, biological process: allantoate transport; transmembrane transport; tripeptide transport. Gene Ontology annotation, molecular function: allantoate transmembrane transporter activity; dipeptide transmembrane transporter activity. The record is from RefSeq and is a predicted model, not a curated record. The coding region runs from base 1 to 1440 and encodes 479 amino acids. Gene Ontology annotation, cellular component: plasma membrane. The transcript has 7 exons.